CGUACCCUUAUCCUUUGCGGCUGGGCGCCAUGGCCGGUGGAGGAGGCAAAGCCAAGCCGCUCGAGUUCACGCCAACAUGGAUCGUCGCGUCGGUCUGCUUCAUCAUCAUCAUCAUCACCCUCCUCUUCGAACGCUUGCUCCACCUCCUAGGAAAGAAGCUGAGCCCAAAGAAGCUGCUGUACGAAGUCCUCCUGAAGGUGAAAGAGGAGCUGAUGCUGCUGGGGUUCAUAUCGCUGCUGCUCACCGUGUUCCAGGACCCCGUGGGGAAGGUGUGUGUCAGACAGAGCGCCAUGCUCAUCAUGCUUCCCUGCAAGCCGCCGCCACGCCCACCGCGCAAGACCGAGCACCUAAGUGACGCCAUGUUCAAUGGCGUCAUGGGCGGGGCGAGGCGGCUCCUCGCUGGAGGAGGCGCCUCCGAGGACUACUGCCUCAAGAAGGGAAAAGUUCCAAUACUUUCAGCCGAAGCUAUUCAUCAGUUACACAUAUUUAUCUUCGCGUUGGCAGUCACUCAUGUCCUUUUUAGUGCUAUUACAGUUCUUUUAGGAAUUGCACAGACGAGAAAUUGGCGACAUUGGGAGACCAACAUCCAUAUAAAGGAUGCGAGUGCCCCUGAAAUGAUCAAGCAUGUUCAAGAGUUCAAAUUUAUUCAAGAUCACUUUAAUGGUCACAAAAAACGGUGGAAGAUAUUUGGUUGGCUGCGUUCCUUCUUCAAACAAUUACGUGGAUCUGUCACCGAGGAGGACUACACAACAAUGCGACUUGGCUUCAUCAUGAAACACUAUAGGGGGAACCCAAAAUUCAACUUUUAUAGUUACAUGAUUAGAGCAUUGGAGGUUGAUUUCAAGAAAGUUGUUGGUAUUAGUUGGUACCUUUGGACUAUGUUGACGAUAUUCCUAUUGUUAAAUGUUCAAGGAUGGUAUAUCUACUUUGGGAUAUCGUUGGUUCCGUUCAUUAUGCUACUUUUGAUUGGAAGUAAGAUGCACCACAUCAUUACGGAACUGGCAUAUGAGGUUGCCCAAAAGCAUACAGCAAUUCAAGGGGAAUUAGUAGUAUCUCCUUCAGAUGAGCUCUUUUGGUUCCAUCAGCCUAAAUUAGUCCUUGUGUUGCUCCAUAUCAUCCUAUUCCAAAAUGCAUUUCAAGUUGCAUUUUUCUUUUGGCUCUUGGUAACAUACGGCUUUAAAUCUUGCAUCAUGGGAAAACCAACAUAUGUUAUUAUUCGACUUGCCAUAAGUGUCGUUAGCCAAUUCCUUUGCGGCUACAGUACCCUACCACUUUACGCCAUCGUCUCUCAUAUGGGGAAUUCAUUCAAGAAGUCUAUAUUUGAUGAGAAUGUAGCUGAAGGCCUUGUCAACUGGGCUGAAAAUGCUAGAAGACGCAGAAGAAUGCCAAACAAAACUACUAUAGAUGUAGGUAGUUCACCCGUUGAUGAGGCACAAGGUGGCACAUCUCAAAUGGUAAAUAUACCAUCCAAAUCAUCAGUGGAGAAAGGGACUGCCAGGCUAAUAUAAUUGCAUGCAUAGUUUGGCCAAUACAAAGGAUUGUACGGUACCAUUUGGGCUAAUUGUACUAUUAAUUUUUAUUUUUAUUUUCUGAAUCAAUUGUACUAUUAAUUUGAUUGAACAACAAAAUAGUGAUAGAACGAAAAUACAUAAAUUAAAAA
Molecule: messenger RNA, 1660 nt
Organism: Hordeum vulgare subsp. vulgare (domesticated barley)
Lineage: Eukaryota; Viridiplantae; Streptophyta; Magnoliopsida; Poales; Poaceae
Product: MLO-like protein 1
Exons: 13
Coding region: 30-1508 (492 amino acids)
Biological process (GO): defense response
Cellular component (GO): membrane
Source: RefSeq, a predicted model, not a curated record